UGGAAGCUCAAUCAUUAGAGAGAGCUCUGUUUCCCUCAGCCCAGCCCCCUCACCUCCCUCCCUCUCUCUCUCUCUUCCCCCAAAAACCUCCAUAACUCAAACAGGUCCCUUCUCUCUCUCUCUCUCUCUCUCUCUCUCUACAAUUUCCACACCAAGCAAACAAAACGUACACAGUCUGUGUGUACCAUAAACCCAGCUAAAUACCGUCAAUUUCUUCCAUGUCUAAUUCCGAAGCGCCCAAUAACGAGCUCACUAACGGCGGCGGAGGAGGAGGGAUGGUGGAGCAGCAGGCGUCGCAGAGGCCGUCUAGUAACGGCGUCUUGUCCGUGAAGAAGCCGCCUUCGAAGGACCGCCACAGCAAGGUCGACGGGCGAGGCCGCCGCAUCCGCAUGCCCAUCAUAUGCGCCGCACGUGUGUUCCAGCUCACACGUGAGCUCGGCCACAAGUCCGACGGCCAGACCAUCGAGUGGCUCCUCCGCCAGGCCGAGCCCUCAAUCAUCGCUGCCACCGGAACUGGCACCACCCCCGCCUCCUUCUCCACCGUCUCCGUCUCCCUCCGCGGCGGCGCCCCCUCCUCCGCCCCCUCUUCCACCACCACCUCCGACCAUAAGCCUCACCUCCUCGGCGGCCCCACCCCCUUCAUACUAGGCAAGCGCGUCCGCGGGGCCCACGACGACGACAACGGCAACCACAACCACAGCCACGACGCCAAGGACCCCUCCGACCACGCCAACGACGGAGCCGUCUCCGUCGUCGGCCACUCCAUGGCCUCCAUGCUUGGCCCCACCGCGGGGGGUCCUGGCGGCUUCUGGGCCCCGCACUUCGGGCAGGUCUGGAGCUUCGCUGCCACCCCGCCGCCGGAGAUGAUGGCCCAGUCGGCAGUUUCCCACCAGCAACACCAGCAGCAUCAGCAGCAACAGCAUUCGUUGUUCUUACAGCAACAGCCGAUGGGCGAGGCCUCCGCGGCCAGAGUGGGAAAUUACCUUCCAGGACAUCUCAAUUUGUUGGCUUCUUUGUCGGGCGGGCACGGGAAUUCUGGUCGGAGAGAAGACAACCCGCGUUGAAGACCCGGAUUAUAGACCGUCGGUUUCUGGUGGUUGGUUCGUGCUGGUGGUGGUGUGCUUUGUUGGUAUAUAUAAAUAUGUGUAUGUCUCUGUUUUGCCUUUUUUGUUGUGUGUUUUAGGGGAGAAGUGAGGGAGUUGAAGUUCUUUUGAUUUUGAUUAAAUUUCUUGUAGUUGAUUUUUAAGGUUAGAAUUUAACUAGCUUUGGCUGGCUGGAAGAAGAAGAAUAAGGGGUUUGUGCAAAUUUGUGAAUUUGAAGCAAUGUAUUCAAAUUAGGGUUUUUUAGGGUUCAAAUUGUUUUAGGAUUUGGGGGGUUUUGUUGGAGGAGGAGGAGAGAGAAUGAAGAAGAAGAAGAAGAAGAAGAAGAAGAAGAAGAGGAAUUAGGGUUUUAGUUGAAGGUUUUGCUGUUGUAAUUGGAAUGGCUUUCCCAGAAGUUUAAUUCUAUGAAAAUAUUUAUUCCAAUUCUCGUUCUAUUUGUCAAUAAUCCCAAUUGAUCUUAAUUUGUGUUUCAUAUCCCAUCAUGACAUUUUAAGGCAUAGAAUUGGGUUGAGCUGAGUUUGCAUUGUAUUCCUGCUAGGGUUGGUGAUGGGUCAUUUUACAAAUUCUCUCGACUUAUGCAUAACAUUUUUCUGGGCAAUGGUAUUCUCCUAGACUUGAACAGGGGUUCGACUUCUCCCCCUUGGCAGCAACUUUCCGUUUUUGCUGCACUUUCCUACUGUUGGAUGGCCAAUACCACUCCCAUCUGAAUCAGUUUUCUGAUACUUGGUUUGUUGCCUGUAAAAAGAAAAAAGCAUGUUGGAUGAAGUCGGGUCAAUUAUGCAAGCAAACUUGAAGCAAGUUAUCUCCUACAACAUGGGGUUAGAUGGUUUUUGUUAAUGUUUGUUAAUAUAUAUUGAAGUCAAAGUUCACGUUGAAGUACUGGUUUUCAUGGUGUGCUGUUCAAUUAGAUUUUCGGAACCGAUGCUUCCGUCUGAUAAUAAAAUCAAAGUGAUCCAUCAUAUUGAAACCCUAA
This is a messenger RNA of Prunus persica (peach), 2073 nucleotides long. RefSeq names its product transcription factor TCP7-like. Gene Ontology annotation, biological process: regulation of circadian rhythm. Bases 219 to 1064 code for a protein of 281 amino acids. Gene Ontology annotation, molecular function: DNA-binding transcription factor activity; sequence-specific DNA binding. Gene Ontology annotation, cellular component: nucleus. Lineage: Eukaryota; Viridiplantae; Streptophyta; Magnoliopsida; Rosales; Rosaceae. The transcript is spliced from 2 exons. The record is from RefSeq and is a predicted model, not a curated record.